AUGCAUAACCAUAACUUUCUGGAAGAUUUACAUGACAUCAAAUUUGAGGACUUUUUAAAUCAUUUUAUUUUUCUUAAAAGUGGGGACAAAAUACCAACGGGUAAUGACGAUGAGGAGGAAAGCGCGGCGACAGUUGAUUUGGCAGAUCCCUCGGAAGAGAAGACGAAGAAGCCGCAGGAGGAAAGGCACAAUUUCAUGCGGUCCAUAGCCAAUGACAUUAUAAACAACGAACCUAAUACGGUCCUCUUUAGAAGAGUUUAUUGGCCCCUGCUAAUAGGAAUUUACCAUCCCGCCACUCUAGACGAGCUAGUAAAGGACGUACAGAAAAAAAGAAGUUCGUAUAAGCAGGAUAAAGACGAAUACAUCACAAAGCAGUCCAACUUAAAUAUUCAAAAAUUGGACCCCCAGAUCUUUCACCCGCUUUCAUCGGAUGAUAAAAAUCCUUGGACACUAAAACAGAAGAAUCAAGAAUUAAAUGAAGAAAUAAAACAAGACAUUUUAAGAACACACUCAGAAAGGAAGCUUUUUCAAAAUGAGGAAGUAAGAGACACAUUAUGUAAAAUUCUCUUCCUAUGGGCAAAAAAAAAUCCAUCGGUGUCGUAUAAACAAGGCAUGAACGAAUUAGUAGCCAUUUUUUUUAUAGUCAAUUAUCGUGAACAAGUAUGUCGCGAUAUUCAAAAUUUAAAAAGUGAUCAAUUUUGGAAAGAGUAUUUCAUCCUGUUUGAUAGGGACGAAGUGGAGGCAGACACGUACAUACUGUUUGACCACUUCAUGAACAUGGGGUUGAAAUAUUUAUUCUCUUCCCCCGAAGAGAAAAGAAAUCAAGCAACAAAGAAUUCUUCCAAAACGGUGCUCCUGCACAAGUGUACUUAUAUAUUCCAUAAGUUACUAAAAAAUUUGGAUAAAUUGUUGUACAAUCAUUUGAUCUCUCUGAGUAUCGAGCCUCAGAUUUUUCUUCUCAGGUGGAUCCGUCUCUUCUAUUGUAGAGAGUUUCCGAUUGAUGACACCGUCAUUUUGUGGGACAACUUCUUCUCAGAUUGCUACUUAACAAACUGGGAAAACGGCUUCCCCGCCCAAGUCUCAGGGGACAUCAUAGAAGUUGCCCACAUGACAUCAAAUCUGUUCCCCUUGGUGGACAGCUUUGCCAUCUCCAUGAUCCUAUUCAUCAGAUCGUUCUUGCUAGAAAACGACGAGAAUUAUUGCCUGAAGAGACUUUUUAAAUACCCGCCCGUUGAAAACAUAAGGAUAUUAAUCGAUUUAUCUUUUAAAAUUAAGGCCAGAAGCGAGAAGAAGGAGAAGUGUGCAAAAAGGGAUGACUUACCAGUGUCCAACAGUGUUGGCGUGGCCGGGGGUUCGAAUGUGGGCGGUUGUCUUGGUUCGUUUCAGAUUAGGAACGCGGCCAAAGAGGGAGUACCAAAUUUGGCACGAGAGGGAGUAGCAAAUUUGGCUCGAGAAGGGGCCGCAAACUUGGCAAGAACCAGCGGCAACAACAGCAUAGCGGGUGAUCACCUGGAGCGAAAUAGGUAUAAGCCAACCGCCAACACCCUUGUGCUAAAUAAAGAGGUCAAAAUUUUAAACACACCCGCGACGUUAUCUCGUAUUAACAGUAAGCUAAAUAGUGUCAUUGACAGCUUGAAUAAUUUAUCCUCCAUCGUCGGGAAUGAAAAACACCGAGUACAGCUCCAACAAAAUGUAUUUCGCCUAAGUGAAAUAUUCCGAGAAUUGAACAUCAUGGAACAUAAUUGUGCAGAGUCCAUGCCGGAGGAUUCGGAGAUGAACUGGAAAAAGGAGGCCCCACCGAUUUACUUCGGUUGA
Plasmodium inui San Antonio 1 is the source of this 1815-nucleotide messenger RNA. RefSeq lists its product as hypothetical. NCBI's taxonomy places the organism in Eukaryota, Apicomplexa, Aconoidasida, Haemosporida, Plasmodiidae. Gene Ontology annotation, molecular function: GTPase activator activity. The coding region runs from base 1 to 1815 and encodes 604 amino acids. Gene Ontology annotation, biological process: activation of GTPase activity; intracellular protein transport. The transcript has 2 exons. The record is from RefSeq and is a predicted model, not a curated record.